CGUCACGCACUUAAGUAACCUGCAUCGGCUUUCGUUUUUGAUGUGUAAAAGUACGCGUGAGCGUAGCUUGACGUGCCUUAGUAACAGUCACCAGUGCCGUUUAUACCACUGCUCAUCCCUCGAUGAUGUUCCUCGUGCCCCUUGUCAACAUGACUGGUGUUGACAUCAAGUUUGAGCCAACUAGCCCAAUAACCAUACUACAUCAUGCCAUGACAGAUGUUGACAUGAAGAUGGAGUCGAUCAGCCCUCCCUACACAUUACUUUAUGGCACGACAGCUGUUGACCCUCCUGCCACACCGUGUUAUGGUGCGAUGGGCGUUGACAUCAAGGUGGAGCCCAGUAGCCCACCGUCUACACCACUUCCUAUAUACAUUGACAGCAACGAAAAAGGACCACUAACUGAUGCAGUACUUGCAAGUGACAGCUCUGAAACUUCAAAAGACAGCAUGGAUAGCAGCCCAGGAAUCUCGGAAGGAGCUACAGAAUCUUCACCAAAAAAGUGCAACAGGAGGGUCGACAGCUUGCACAUGUGUGACAUUUGUGGGCUGUGUCUUACAACAAAGAGCAGCUUAAAAAGGCAUCGGCUCUUGCACACAGCUGAGAAGCACUGCUGCACACUCUGUAGCAAGCAAUUUCCUAGCAGGAAACGUCUGUUGCUACACCAUUUUGCCCACGAGGGCAUGAAGCCCCAUGCUUGCCCCUCGUGCAAGAAGAGGUUUUCACUUAUAUCUUAUUUGAAUAGACACAAGUGUCCGCAGACGGGUGAGAUGCCAUAUGCAUGCCAGAUGUGCCCAUCUAAAUUCCGCAGUAGAGGAUCUUUCAACAGGCACAAGAAGCUACAUGCAACUGGAGUGGAGAUGAUCAACUGCCCGGAGUGUGGCAAGACCUUCAAGCAGGUGACAGCACUGCAGAACCACGUGAAGUGGCACAAGAUGGAGAAGCCACACCACUCGUGCCAUCUUUGCCCAGCUAAAUAUUCCAGAAGAUAUGAUCUAAAGAACCAUGUGUCAAUAAUGCACACGAAUGAAAAGAGGCUUAAGUGUGCCGUGUGCGAGAGAGAGUUCAGCAGGCGUGAUAGCCUCAGGAGCCACAUAAGAAGAAGGCACGUUGACGUCAAGGCUACCGUGGCGAGCACUGAGAGCAGGGUGGAGAUGCCAAGUAGCCCUCUCUCCAUGCAGCCUCCUGACUCUCUGGAAAUGGAUAGAAACGAACCAUCGGGGUCUCCAGUACUUAUGCCAAGGAUUGUCUCCAUAGCAUCAUUAACAAACGGUAUUGAAAUGCCAGGAAGCACAGCUGUUACAAAUACCAACACAAGAUGCUCGGAAGGAGCUACAGGACAUUCACGAGAAAAGCUUGAAUGCAGUGUCGACGGCUUGCUCGAGUGUGCCAUGUGUGGGCAGUGCUUUACAACAAAGGACGACAUGAAAAGGCACGAGAUCACGCACACAGAUGAGGAGCAGUAUUCCUGCACUCUCUGUGGCGAGCAGUUCGCUACUAGGGAAAGCCUCUUCCUACACCUGCUUGUCCACUCGGGCGAGGAGCCCUAUUCUUGCCGCUUCUGUGACAAGAAGUUUACAGUUAAAGCCGAUUUAAAUAUACACAGGCGUGUGCAUAAGGGUGAGGCGGUGUAUUCAUGCCCGAUAUGCCCAUCCAAAUUCGGGUUCUGGAAAGCUUGGAACAGACACAAGCAGCUGCAUGCAAGUGGAGUGGAGAUGCUCCACUGCCGGGAGUGUGGCAAGGUCUUCACGCAGACGAAAGCUCUGCAGAGCCACAUGCAGUUGCACAUGAAGAAGAAGUUAUACCUGUGCCAUCUUUGCCCCGCCAGAUUCGCUUAUAGAUCCUCUCUGAAACUUCAUGUGGCAUCGCACAGAGGUGAAAAGCCGCACAAGUGUCCCGUGUGUGAGACAAGGUAUUGCAGGCGUAUUGACCUCAAUGCUCAUAUGCGUAAGAAGCACGAUGGAGUCGAUGCCACCGUAGCAAGCACUGCAAGCACUGGUCAAGAUUGCGCUGCCAAGUGACGCCGUCCCCAAGCUGCCUCAUGACUCUCAUGGAUAGAAAAGGAGCAUCUGAGCCUCCAGCCCUACACUGCCAAGGAUUGUCGCUGCUACCAGGUCAAGAGACAGCACUGAAACAUCAGGAGGUGCAGCCGUUACAGACAACGACUGUGCCAAG
Messenger RNA from Rhipicephalus sanguineus (brown dog tick), 2172 nucleotides. Its product is annotated as zinc finger protein 160. The record is from RefSeq and is a predicted model, not a curated record. The transcript is spliced from 11 exons. The coding region runs from base 123 to 2018 and encodes 631 amino acids. Gene Ontology annotation, cellular component: nucleus. Gene Ontology annotation, biological process: regulation of transcription by RNA polymerase II. Gene Ontology annotation, molecular function: RNA polymerase II transcription regulatory region sequence-specific DNA binding; DNA-binding transcription factor activity, RNA polymerase II-specific. NCBI's taxonomy places the organism in Eukaryota, Metazoa, Arthropoda, Arachnida, Ixodida, Ixodidae.